Molecule: messenger RNA, 513 nt
Organism: Ascochyta rabiei
Lineage: Eukaryota; Fungi; Ascomycota; Dothideomycetes; Pleosporales; Didymellaceae
Exons: 1
Coding region: 1-513 (170 amino acids)
Source: RefSeq, a predicted model, not a curated record
AUGCUGGUGCCUGACGACGAGUGCUUUGCAGCCAACGUCACAUGGACGUACAAUGUCAUCGAGCUGUAUGAGUAUGAGCGCGACUUCCCAAAGUAUCUGCGCGACUUCCCAAAGUAUCUGCGCGACUUCCCAAAGUAUCUGCGCGACUUCCCAAAGUAUCUGCGCGACUUCCCAAAGUUUCUGCGCGACUUCCCAAAGUACCUACGCGACCCCAAGUGCCGCAAGAGGAAUGCGUGGAGCUACAUGGAUGCAGAGACCUGGGCCAGAUUCUGCCACGGCUGUGUCGACAAGGAUGGCCUGGGAUUCCAGGUCUUCAACGCGAUCAACGACACCAUCACAGCCACCCUGACCACCAGGCACUUCCUUGAGCAGUGGUGUCCGAACACACCCAUCACGAGAGAGCUGGAGGCGUGGGAGGCACCGAUGAGUAACAAGAAGAUCUGGGACGUGCUGGGCUUCAGGGAGGAGCACGACUGGAAGAAGUACUACCACCCUGGUAGUGUCCUCCAAUAG